AUGGAAGAAGCAUCAAAACAACGUAAAGAACGUCUUGAAGCUUUAAGAAAACGUAAAUUAGGAAAUGAACCAGAAAAUAAUAAAGAGGAAGUCAAAGAGGAGGGUAAAAAUGAAAAACUGCCAUUGAAAUUUCGUAAUUAUACACCAAUAAAUGAGGAUAUAAAAGCCAUAUCAAAAAUCAAUAUAUCAACACCAAAGGAUAUAACGGAAACCUUAGAAAAAACGGAUCUAUUUAAUUUAGCGCCCAAAAAACCAAAUUGGGAUCUUAAGAGAGAUGUAGAAAAGAAAUUAGCCAAAUUGGAUAAGAUUACGCAAGCUAGCAUCGCCGAAUUAAUAAGGAUUAGAUUGCAAGGAGAAUCAAAUGAGAAUUCAACAGUUGAUUUGGUUGACGCCAUUAAUGCACAACAAAAAGCCGAUACUGAUGGGGAAGUGUCUGAUUAG
Molecule: messenger RNA, 441 nt
Organism: Funneliformis caledonium
Lineage: Eukaryota; Fungi; Glomeromycota; Glomeromycetes; Glomerales; Glomeraceae
Source: the annotation of a GenBank genome assembly